AAUUGCUGAAGAACACAAUAUAUUCAAUACAACCCUAAAUUGAAGAACGGGGGCUUCUACUUUCGCCGGUCGGACAACGACGACAUUUUUUCCGGCGAAACUUGUUCCGGCAUCUACUCCAAAUUCUCAUUAUCAGGAUAGAAGAAUCAAAAUAAAUGUCGAUAAAAGGUAGGAAAUUUGCUGGAAAGGGGGAGGCAGUGGCAUCACAUUAUGCAUUUGGCCCACUUGAAGACGAUAUAAUUAUUAAGCAUAGACUUCUGACUCGGACAACCACCACCAGAGGUGAACCACCACUGAAGAAACUUCAGAAGAAGUUCACUACUUUUGCUUUGGAAAUAGAGAAGGAAGCUGAUAACUACAAUGAUUGUGAAAGACUUGCCAAAGCAUUCUUGCAAGAGCUAAAUACUUUUGAGAUUCCGCUCCUAAAGAGCAAAGUAGUCAUAGAUGCGAAUGUUAGAGAAAAGGAGAAUUUUAAUGACCUGAAGGGUGAAAUCAACAAGCAAAUUGUACAGGCUCAGGCUGACAUAGAAGAUCUCAAGAGGCAACUCGAAGAAAGCAAGGUUGAAAGGAAGCACAAAGAAGAGGGUGAGGCUAUCAGGAAGUUGAUUGCUAUGCAGCCUCCAAGAUCAGAAACUCAGAAGGUUAUAACAGAGCUUGAGAAAGAGAUAGCUAUGUUGGAAGCAGAGAAUACUGCUAGUUCGAGGACAUUGGACCUUCGUAAAAAGCAGUUUGCCCUUUUAUUGCAUGUGGUUGAUGAGUUGCAGAACACAAUAGAGGAAGAGCAAAGGAAUUUGGUCGAAGAGAUGAGGAAUGUAGUUGAUGAUCAUAACAAGAGUGGAUUGGAGGAUGCUACCAUGGGUCCUGAAGCAAUGGCUGUUGAUUACCAAGUGAAUCCUUAGUUCUUGUAUACUGGGUUACUCUUACGUUCAUGUUUCAUACUGGCUGGUCACUUAUUGCAGAAUUCUGUUUAACUGUACCAAUAGAUAAGUCUGCUAUUUAAAAGUGAGACAACGAUUGGGGGUCUUGCUGUAUAUAUGAUGUUUCUGCAAGCUGUAAGAAAGCUUUGAAUGCUGCUCGUUUUUAAGGUGUAUUAUCGGUAUUCAGAUCUUGGAGUGCUGCUAGGUUUUUCCAGGUAAAUGUUUUUACUGCAAUGAGUACGAUUUGCAAUCUCAGCAUCCAGAUAAAAAUGCUAAGCUAGCAAUGCACAAAUACUAUUAGGUUGCACAUCUGGUGUUACCGGAGAAACAUUUGCUUCGUUAACAGUCUCUUCUAUUGUGCUUACCAGGAAUAUCUUUGGAUCGUCGCGAAAGCUUUAUUUCUUUUGAGAUUUGCUCAGGGUCUAUUGGAGUUCAAUCCUGUGAUGUAUAAUACUUGGUGAGAUGGAUUUGAUCAUAUUGUUGUGUAGGAUUCUUUACCUUUUAUAUUGGAUUUGGCAUUCUAGUGUUCAAUGGAACAAGGGUUAGUUCGUGUUUCUAAAUUGAAAAAUCGAGAAUGUUUUUACUAUUUGUCCCUUUGGGCGUUAAAAGAGCUAUGUGAUA
Solanum stenotomum is the source of this 1538-nucleotide messenger RNA. Its product is annotated as THO complex subunit 7A-like. The record is from RefSeq and is a predicted model, not a curated record. The coding region runs from base 156 to 899 and encodes 247 amino acids. Gene Ontology annotation, cellular component: THO complex part of transcription export complex. Gene Ontology annotation, biological process: mRNA export from nucleus; mRNA processing. NCBI's taxonomy places the organism in Eukaryota, Viridiplantae, Streptophyta, Magnoliopsida, Solanales, Solanaceae. The transcript is spliced from 3 exons.